GGGACAGUGGUACAAGCAAGGCCACGCAACGACCCAGCUGGUUUUAGAAAUGGCGGCGACCGAGUCGAGUUUAAGCCCGAGUUCAAUAGCAAUGGCAGAUACUGUUGUACCUGCCUGUAUGUUUGCCCCAGACCGGGGAAGCGACGAUGAUGCAACUGGAGGGGACUGCUAUGAGGACGGGGAAGCUCACAAUGGCGAGUCCGAGGAUCAUUUAGACCUCACUAGCAAGAUGGCUCUGGUCAGUCCAACAGGAGAACAGUAUGAUGUGUUAUUUCGACAACUCAGGGAGAGGAUGGACGAGGGUUGUGGGGAGACCAUCUACGUGGUGGGAAUGGGCUCAGACGGUGGGGACUACGGGCUGAACGAGCAGGACAUGGAGGCGUCGGUGGCCACGGUGCAGUCGCUGUGCGAGACGGUGGAGGCCGACCUCAUCCUGCUGAGAGAGCGGGCGGAGACGGCGGGCAGCGUGCGCGACUACCUCAUUCGCCGCCGCGUCGGGGACACCGACUUCCUGGAGGUCAGAGUGGCCGUGGUGGGGAACGUGGACGCUGGUAAGAGUACGUUACUGGGCGUGCUCACCCACGGGGAGCUGGACAACGGCCGCGGCUUCGCCCGCCAGAAACUCUUCCGCCACAAACACGAGAUGGAGAGCGGCCGCACGAGCAGCGUUGGCAACGACAUCCUGGGCUUCGACCAACACGGACAGGUGGUGAACAAACCAGACAGCCAUGGCGGCAGCCUGGACUGGACCAAGAUCUGCGAGCGCUCCUCCAAGGUCAUCACCUUCAUCGACCUGGCGGGUCACGAGAAGUACCUCAAGACCACCGUGUUCGGCAUGACUGGACACCUGCCGGACUUCUGCAUGCUCAUGGUUGGCAGUAAUGCAGGGAUUGUGGGAAUGACAAAAGAGCAUCUUGGCCUCGCGUUGGCAUUAAAUGUUCCCGUGUUUGUUGUAGUCACGAAAAUCGACAUGUGUCCAGCCAAUAUUUUACAAGAAACGCUGAAACUACUGCAGAGGUUACUCAAAUCUCCGGGCUGCAGGAAAAUCCCUGUCUUGGUGCAGAACAAAGAUGACGUUAUAGUCACCGCCUCCAACUUCAGCUCGGAGAGAAUGUGCCCGAUCUUUCAGAUCUCCAACGUGACUGGCGAGAACAUGGACCUGCUGAAGAUGUUCCUCAACCUGCUGUCGUCCAGAACCACGUACCGCGACGACGAGCCAGCUGAGUUCCAGAUCGAUGAUACAUACUCAGUACCGGGUGUGGGCACGGUGGUGUCGGGCACCACGUUACGCGGCCUCAUCCGCCUCAACGACACCCUGCUGCUGGGGCCGGACCCGCUGGGCGCCUUCAUCUCCAUCGCCGUCAAGUCCAUCCACCGCAAGCGCAUGCCCGUCAAGGAGGUGCGCGGCGGCCAGACGGCCUCCUUCGCCCUCAAGAAGAUCAAGCGCUCGUCCAUACGCAAGGGCAUGGUCAUGGUGUCGCCCCGGCUCAGCCCGCAGGCCUGCUGGGAGUUCGAGGCCGAGAUCCUGGUGCUGCACCACCCCACCACCAUCUCGCCGCGCUACCAGGCCAUGGUGCACUGUGGCAGCAUCAGGCAAACGGCCACCAUCCUGACCAUGAACAGGGACUGCCUGCGCACGGGGGACAAGGCCCUGGUCCACUUCCGCUUCAUCAAGACCCCCGAGUACCUGCACUGCGACCAGAGGCUGGUCUUCCGGGAGGGCCGCACCAAGGCCGUGGGCACCAUCUCCAAGUUAUUACAGUCGCCCAACAACCUGCCCUCCCACUCCAAACCGCAGCAAAUGAAAAUGCAGUCCAGCAAGAAGACGUCGCCGCGUGGAGACGGAACAACGCCACCCAACGAGGAACCAGGGUUAUUAGAGGGCAAUGCACAGCCAAAGCAGGGUGGUGGUGGGCGGCGGCGAGGAGGCCAGAGGCACCGCGGUAAAGGCCUCACCAGCCUCUUGGUGCCCCCUGCUGCCGGAACAGGAAGCAGCUAAGCAGCCUCGUCAUCACAUCCACCCCCCUCCUCCGUAACUGACGGCUCCGGUUCUCCCCCCCCCCCUCCAGCCAGAGACCUCCCGCUGUUUUGUUUCUGGGCACCAGGGAUAUUUCAUCAUUUCAGUUUUUUUUUUGCCAUUCAACGGGGAGCCCUUUUGCUCUCCAACCAGCCAGUAGAGGACUAUUCUCAGACAGUAAUCUCUGUUCUUACCUUCCCCCCCCCCCCUCCCUUUUCGCUCUUCAUUUUGUUUUUCAAAUGUGUUGCCAUUCUCAAAGCCGUUUCGCUGACCCAUAACUAUUGUACUUAACAACCCAUUCUGCCCCCCCACCCCGCCCUUUUGUAGUUUUAUAUUGUCCUCCUGCAACCUGCUCUGGCCUCCCUUUUGUAGUUUUUCAUGGCUCUCCAGCAUGUGGCCAUGUUCCCCACCGACCCAAUCAGAGUGCCCCCCGGCCAAGUCCUCGUUUGCAUUGGACUCCUCGUUUAUUUUUCACCGGUCAGUUUUGCCAGCAGGUCCCAUCGAUAUGGAAUACGAGAGCGAGGGAUUUUUUGUUGUUUGUUGUUGUUGUUGUUGUUGUUUGAAUGUUGGCCAUACCUUGUCUCUGAAAACCAGCCUUUUGUUGGGAAUCGAUGGUGUUUUUGUUUUUAAGGCGCGUGGCCUCUUGCCGUGUACCGUUUCAUCCCCAUGGAAGAGGUUCAGCGUGCCAUGGGCCUCAUUAGAGUCCAACAUUUGUUUUGUUGUUGUCCUUACCCCAGCAUUAAACAAUUAUGUAGCCAAAAAUUAGGAUGUUGACUGAGAACUGUUGUAAGCCACUGUAAAAGGAUAGGCUCACAGGUCUGAUGUAGCUGGUAGAUGAUACAUUUACACAGUACGGUGUUCUUCACUUUGCAGUUUGAAGCUGAGUAUUGAUGAAGAUUGACUAUUUUAUUUCAUAGAUUAAUACCUGCAGAGAUUUUUUCAAUUUAUUACCAAAUCAGGACCUGCUUUUGGUGAGUGGGAACACUCUCUUUUUUUUCAGGGAAAAAAUGGAUUGAUGUGUCUUUUGUAAGUCUUUAUGAAGAGAUUUCAAGGUUCGGUUUAAAAAUCAAGGUCAACAUGGUACGCCUAAGCCUUGGAUCCCCCCCUGUUUUUCCCAGUAUUCGGAUAUUCAGUUCAACGCUUGGAUCUACCGUUUUUUUUUUUCUAUGAGCAAUGACAUUGAGAAUGAGUUUUUGCAUUGAAACUUGUUCAGUGGUGUGUUUGUGACUUACACAGUUCUGCUCUUUGCCAAGACCAGUAAUAUUGUGCCCAACAUGCCCGUUUCUCUUGCACCGAUCCAAUUGCUUCAAGGUCUAAAUUCCCCAUGGUGAGGAAACCAGGUUAAAAAGAGUGGAUUGUUUAGACAAUAGCGAGGUUAAGGAGUGUUUUUAGGUUCUGCCGGUUCUGUCCCCUGUAUGGAACGGAUGGCAGGGGAGAUACAGGGAAAUACAAUCUUAAGUUUUUUAGAAGUGAUGCUGUACUUUUUAUUGUGUUUUUUGUUUCGGAAUGGGAAGAAAUGAAAGAAAUGAACUUUUAUUUUAUGAGGCAAUUUAUAUGAAUAUUUUCGUAAGGCAGGCAAGACUGGGACUAUAAAAUUCCCCUUCCACCCCUAUCCAAGGCUUACACCGGAAUGUGUUGAUGAGGGUUUUGAGUUCAAUGGCUUCUUAUAUUUGACAAGCUUUCAUACAUACUUCAGUUGUCAGUUUCCAUUGACAGACAGGUCUUUGAGCAAGACGUGCACAUUGGUUUCCCAUGUAGAUGUACUGCAUUACCGGGUGGUUGGUGGUUGGUCAAGAAAGUGGCACAGAUGAAGAAAGCUUUACCGGUUAGAAAGAAAGUAUUGCGUAUGAACGAGGCAGCUCAAGAUGGUAGUAUUCAGAGGAUGCAUAUCUGGCCCCUAAGUUUUCUGAUUAGCCCAAAGACCUGGUAGCAUUAUUCCAGAAAUGUGUGUGUGUGUGUGUCGCCCACUUGAACCUAAAGCACCAGCUUAAUAAGCUAAACAGGCUUGGGGGGGCUUAUGGAUUGUAGCUUGCAGCUUAAUCGUCCAAGAGUUGAAGCGAUUUCUUGCCAGGUUUAAAUUUUUGUUUUAUUCUCAUUAUGGUCAUCAGGAUGUGCCAGACAUUUGUGUUGGUUUGGAUUUUUUUUUGGAAGGUAUUUUUUUUUUAAUCAUUGGUUUUUAUUGCGGGAAACCAAAAGGCAGGAUAAAUUCCCCCCUGUUUUUAAGUUUUUACUGCAUGGAUUAGUUUUGAAGAAAUGUUCAUUGUAUGUAUGUACAAAAAACGGCAAAAAAGAAUGCUAUUUAACAUUGGCAACAAAAGGUUUGUGUUGUACAUGCUUUUAAUUAAAAAAAAAAAUGUUAUU
Molecule: messenger RNA, 4378 nt
Organism: Sardina pilchardus (European sardine)
Lineage: Eukaryota; Metazoa; Chordata; Actinopteri; Clupeiformes; Clupeidae
Gene: gtpbp1l
Product: GTP binding protein 1, like
Exons: 13
Coding region: 50-1999 (649 amino acids)
Biological process (GO): translational elongation
Molecular function (GO): translation elongation factor activity; GTPase activity; GTP binding
Source: RefSeq, a predicted model, not a curated record